AUGAUGUCCAACGUCUUCCAGCUCACCAUCGCCGCCUUCGCCUUCACCACUCUUGUCACUGCCGUUCCUCAGCAGUACCCCAACAAGUGCGGCGACCAAGUUUGCCCAAGCGACAAACCCAAGUGCUGCGCUGUCAAUGUCAACGGAGUAGAGGAACUCGGAUGCUUUGCUUCAUGCCCCAGCCAGCCGAAGCCACUUCAGCGCCGUCAACAGGGCGUCGAGUGUGGCGACUCCAUCUUUUGCAAGCCUAACCAGCUUUGCUGUGCCGUCAUCUACAAUGGCGUUGAGGAACGAGGAUGCUAUGAUGGCCCUACAUGCCCUCCUCUUAACCCGGCUACAACAAUGACCACCAUCACGACAACCACUCCCGCUGCUGCGGCCGCCACAUUUGGCCCCAAGUGUGGUGAUUCUUUCUUCUGCCCCGUUGGUAAGGUCUGCUGCCCUAACAAGCUUUACACUUGUGCCGACACUGUUGAUCAGUGCCCCAAGUAA
Molecule: messenger RNA, 492 nt
Organism: Pochonia chlamydosporia 170
Lineage: Eukaryota; Fungi; Ascomycota; Sordariomycetes; Hypocreales; Clavicipitaceae
Exons: 1
Coding region: 1-492 (163 amino acids)
Source: RefSeq, a predicted model, not a curated record